GCCGCCGGAACGGGCCGAGUCUCCGCGUCCCUGGGAAGAGAGGCGAGGUUCAGUUACAUCUUUAAAAAAUCCAACAUCAAAAUGGCUUCAAAAAGAGCUCUGGUCACCCUGGCUACAGGAGCAGAGGAGAUGGAGACGGUCAUCCCUGUCGAUGUCAUGAGACGAGCUGGAAUUAAGGUCACCAUUGCAGGUCUGGCUGGAAAAGACCCGGUACAGUGUAGCCGAGAUGUUGUCAUUUGUCCUGAUUCCAGUCUAGAAAAUGCAAAAACAGAGGGACCUUACGACGUGGUGGUUAUGCCAGGAGGCGGUCUGGGUGCACAGAAUUUAUCCCAGUCCUCUGCUGUGAAGGAGAUACUGAAAGAACAAGAAAAGAGGAAGGGCCUCAUCGCCACAAUCUGUGUGGGACCUACGGCUCUGUUGGCUCAUGAAAUAGGUUUUGGAAGCAAAGUUACAACACACCCACUUGCUAAAGACAAAAUGAUGGAUGGAAGUCAUUACAGCUACUCAGAGAACUGUGUGGAAAGGGACGGCCUGAUCCUCACCAGCCGGGGGCCGGGAACCAGCUUCGAGUUUGCUCUGGCAAUUGUCGAGGUGCUGGCCGGCAAGGAGGUGGCCGACCAAGUGAAGGCCCCACUCGUUCUUAAAGAUUACGGCAGAGAGGUUUGA
This is a messenger RNA of Eubalaena glacialis (North Atlantic right whale), 666 nucleotides long. RefSeq names its product Parkinson disease protein 7 homolog. Lineage: Eukaryota; Metazoa; Chordata; Mammalia; Artiodactyla; Balaenidae. Gene Ontology annotation, biological process: protein deglycation, glyoxal removal; guanine deglycation, glyoxal removal. Bases 82 to 666 code for a protein of 194 amino acids. Gene Ontology annotation, cellular component: cytosol; nucleus. The record is from RefSeq and is a predicted model, not a curated record. The transcript has a single exon. Gene Ontology annotation, molecular function: protein deglycase activity.